Fusarium pseudograminearum CS3096 is the source of this 3720-nucleotide messenger RNA. RefSeq lists its product as uncharacterized. The transcript has a single exon. Bases 1 to 3720 code for a protein of 1239 amino acids. The record is from RefSeq and is a predicted model, not a curated record. NCBI's taxonomy places the organism in Eukaryota, Fungi, Ascomycota, Sordariomycetes, Hypocreales, Nectriaceae.
AUGGCGACAAGUUCAGGCUACACGAAAUUAGUGCCAUCACUAUCACAGAUUCGCUUACUCCACCUACUACCCCUACAGACCAACAACCACCACCAAUCAUCAGCACCGUGGCAUCAAUGCGUCAACCUAGAAUGCACCUUCGAGACAGUGCAUCUAGCCAGCGCUCCACCCUACGAAGCCCUAUCAUACACAUGGGGCGAUGAACCCGCCUCUGUUCGCAUUCUUUUGAACGGAAAGGAACUUCUUGUUCGGCCCAAUCUAGCCUACGCAUUGGCUGCCUUACGUACCUCGGAGCCUCGCGUGCUCUGGGUUGACGCACUAUGUAUAAACCAGAAAGACACCAUGGAGCGAAAUCAUCAAGUCGGGAUGAUGGGCGGCAUCUUCCGUCGAGCAGACCGAGUGUUGGUCUGGCUUGGUCGACCUAGUUCCGACUGGGACUCAUCAGUUGCGGGCGCCCUCCAAAUGGCAAGGAGAAUUGGUGAAAAUCCUCCGACUUGCAAACUUCCACCACCUCCACCUCAGCCAAGCCCCCAUCACGAAUCGCGAUUCAUCGACUGGAUAAAUCUCUUCCCAGAAGAAAUCGAACCACGGACGGACAAGGACGACCAUGAGAAACGUCUAUUCGAGUCGCGCAUAUUACAUUGGCGAACAUGCCAAAACCACGAAUGUCCAUGCUGGCACGAAGACAGGAAGGAACGUGUGAAAACAGAACGUGAGAAGACUACAUCCAAAUGGCAGGAUCGUCUGGACAAGCAACGCAGGCGAUGGCGAGAUGUGAGGGAGGAGCAUGCACAAUACAAACGACGAGUGGAAAGACUCCCCGCCAUGAUCCAGGACAGACAAACAGAUCUCCCGUUCUUGGCACAUAUGGAACAAGAUCUCAAGCACCUCGGAGCUGAAGAGCUCAAACAACAGGAGUUGCUCAACAAACUAAGGCGAUCGGAGCUUCAGCAACUCGCCUUACUACAGGAACCUCAGCAGCGACUGGUACAGGACUUUCAAGAUGCUCAACUGCGAGCCUACCAGGAAUUGGACAAUGCAACCCUUCAAAAGUCGCCGGAAGCUGGAGUGGCUCCUGAAGGUGGAAAGCAAACUCGUCCUAUCGCCCGCGUUUCUGGUCAGGCUGAUCAAGACGAAGGAGAGAUCGACAGGCUGUUCCGCGAAAUACUAGCCGAUCUGGGAGAUUUCCAGCGGUCUAUUUAUGACCUUCGCAAAAAGGUCCGGGAAGAUCUGGCAUCUCCACUCCUCAGAGAGAGGAUUUCUCGACUUAACAAGAUGCAACAACUUGAUAUGGAUCAGCGUCGCGGCCUUGCCAAGUUACGAGAUCGAUUACAAGAAUGGGAACAGCCAACAGACGGAAGAUACUCAACAGGUCAGCGACUACUUCGAUCACAAGUUGGGGAAUUUGAACGACUAGUCAAAACUUGGGACAGUCUUCAAAACGCCCAGAUCGAAAACUUUGGGGACAUGCCCAAGUUCAUCUCGAAGCAAUACCAAUUAUUACAGAGCUUCGCAGAUCUCGAGGAGACCAAGUUGAGCCAGGGGAGAGACUCGACAGAUGCACUAUUGCUCAGCAACGGCACGGACGAGUUUUUGACUGAGGAGGAAUUGCACAUCUCAGAAACUGUGAAGAGAAUCAAGAAGGACAUCCUCAAACAACAGUUUGUCUUGCGAAGUACAGAGCUGAGGAGGUGGAAGAUUGAGUUGGUUUUUCAGCAAUGCGGCAGAUGGCGCUCAAGUGUAUACGAGAUGAAAAGGAAGCAUCGCGUCAAGCAUGAGCUCCCAGAAGAAUCCAUCAACGCUCAGCGUGAAUGGAUUCGACUCUGGAAGGAUAUGUCGGCAUGGCAAGCCAAGGAGUGGCAUGAUCUUGUCUUUACUGGGACCGACAAAUCUCUCGGGCUACCGGAUCUCGAUCUGCUCAGCCUGGAAGCGAUCUGUCGCUUACCAUACUGGAGACGGCUUUGGAUAGUUCAAGAGGUGCUCUUGGCGAAAGAGUUGGUCUUGUGCUUCGGAGACAACGCCAAGACUACCACAUCUUGGGAUCUGUUCACCAAAGCCCGAGAGUCCUUGGAGCGGGUGCCCAGCUUUUGGAAAUUCAGGCCAGCUGUUAGCGCAUCUCUCAAGGAGAUCAAGAACGCCUUCCCGCUUCGACUCGACAAACUACGACAGGACACCGGACAAUGCUGGUCAUUACACAAUCUUGUGGAUAUUACUCUGGACUCAUUGUGCCAUGAUCCCAGAGACAAGAUAUACGGUCUUCUUGGUAUUACCAGCGGUUUCAAGUUUGGAGAUUUCGACAUCAGAUACCAAGAUGCGGUUGAGCAUGUUUACCGGAAUGCGAUUUCGUGGUAUCAUUCGAAGCACGGCGAGGAUGCAAACUCUCCGAAUCUUGUCAGGUUUAGUCAGCUUUUGCAACUGUCGCUCAAGAGCCACAAGGACAAACCACGCUCGAACGCCGCGACACCAAGCUCAAAUGCCGUUUCCUCUCCGCUUUCUCUUGAUAGGAAUCUUUUAUCUGGAUACACGGAAGAUUUCUGCAUAAAGAGAAUGCUCGGAAGUCCUAUUCUGCCAAUCGACAAAUUGAUCGGGGACAAAGCUUUGAUGCAAACACGACGUCGGGACUGGAUCAGUACUCUAGUUGAGUAUUUCGACGAUUCAGGGUUCCGGGGGCCAAAGACAACCAUCGAAGAGGAGUUGUUGUAUCUUGACUCGAUCAGUACAACUCUGUCCAUGCCGACGUCUUCAGCAUACGCAGUUGUAGAUGACUGCAUGUCCGACGAACCCGGCCCGCCGAUACAUUCCUCCCGUGACAGACCAGGACAAGGGCAAGAACCGCUUUUCUUCGUUACUCUCGACGGCGAAUUCGGCAUCUCGUCAACCUGCAUUAGAGAAGGUGAUCUCUUGUGUAAAUUUCCGGGCUCAACUUUAGGUGUGAUCCUUCGUCGAGGAAAAGGUCGGUACGAGUUGGCCAGCAAAGCGAUCAUGUCGUCCAUCAAGAAAACGAGCACUUCCAAUAUCGAUGGUGAAACUUCAUUUGACCGCACGGCAGACCCCUCGAGUGAUUCGACUCAGAGCCACUCAAUGACCAAAGGCGAGAGUUCUCGGACUGUGCAACUGAUGCUUGACAUCACAUCAAUACUAUCCCUUACAACUCCUCUGGAAAUCGUCAGCAAACACGAGACACGACAGCCUCUGUAUAUCCAAGAAACUUCAUUUGACUGGGAUGAGUUUAUCGCUUCAGGAUGCGAUGUAGCUCCUAGCCCUCCAAGUCAAAAGCAAGUGGCUCAGACACCAGAUGACCCACCAGAAGUUGAUCAGGAACCAGCACCCACGAUUACUACAACGUUUACGGUGAGGACCAGGGUGUUCUCCUCGGAAUUGACCCACAACAUGUCGAAACUCUUUUCGGGCGCACCCAUGGUCAGCCUGGAUAUCAACGAGACUUACACGGAAUUGAGCUAUCCUGACCCGACACCUCUCUGGUCGAAGAAGCCAGUCAAGGUCUUGUCUGACAAGCCAGUCAAUGCGCCCACCACAAUGGCAAGCCCACAAGAACAGUCUCAUAGCUCCAAGCCACGCACGUUCAAGCUGUCAGUAUCUCUCAAGCGACUUGGAUCUAAACCAAAGAUUGGGGCAUUGGAAGCACCGACAGAUCGGUCGACACCAGAUUCGCAGGGAGGAAAGAUAUUGCAGGCAAUAAGUGGGUGGUGGAAUCGCUAA